AUGCCAUUGAAGCUUUUCCUCUCUGUGUUGCUCAUCAGCCUCCAGAGCGCUGGGGGCUGUCAUAGUUCUUCCCAUCGAUUAGGGAAGAGUAGCUCUGAUUUCUCUAUAAGACUUGGUUCCAGUGCCAAAGAGAUCGUCCUCAACUGCAAGAUAAUAGAAAAAAACACUGACUUAGCAUUUGCUCUGUAUAAGCAGUUGGUCUCUCAAGGUUCUGACUUGAAUGUUAUCUUUUCCCCGUUGAGAGUCUCCAUGGUCCUGUCCCUGCUGACCCUUGGGACCCAUUCUGUUACUCGCGCUCAAAUCCUUAUGGGUCUGGGUUUCAAUCUCAAGGAAAUUCAGGAGGAAACAAUCCAUAAAUUCUUCCAGAAUCUGAUUCUCAACCUCAAUUUGCCUGGUCCCGAUCUUGACCUAACCAUGGGGAGUGUACUCUUUGUUGAGGAGAGGCUCAGACUGUUAGAAGACUUCUCACAAAGUGCAAAGACCACAUACAUGUCAGAAACUCUCUCCAUUGACUUCCAAUACCCUGUCAGGGCUCAGAAACGUAUUAAUGACUACAUAUCAGAGCAAACGCACCAGAAAAUUGAGGGUUUGGUCAAAGAUGUUGAUGCCAGCACUAUGAUGAUUCUAGUGAAUUAUAUCUACUAUAAAGCCUCAUGGGACAGAGAAUUUGAUCCCAAAAGGACUAAAGAGAGUGACUUCAUUGUGUCAGAGAAGACAAUCGUGAAGGUCCCCAUGAUGACCCAUGAAGAUGUACACUAUUACUUCCGGGAUAGGAGCCUCUCCUGUAGCGUGUUGCAUAUGGCUUAUGCGUCGAAUGAAUCAGCUUUGUUUGUUCUUCCUGACCAAGGACAGAUGAAGCGGGUGGAGGCUGCCCUAACUCAAAAGAUUUUGAAACGAUGGCUCAAGGGACUCAAGAAGAGAGCUAUGGAAUUGCAUAUUCCAAAGUUGUCUCUUUCUAACAAGUAUGAGAUGCAGAAGAUACUUCCAGCCCUGAAGAUUACAAGUCUCUUCUCCAAAGAGUCUGAUGUCUCCAGCAUCAUUGACCUAAGCAACAAACCUAACCAUCUGACCCCUCUGCUUACUCAAAUGAUACACCAGGCUCGAUUCGAGAUGGAUGAGACAGGCCCUCAUACUGUUAACAAGAGCUUCAUCAAGGUCAAGAUAUCAGCAGCUCGACACCAUGUGUUGGAAUUCAACAGGCCUUUUCUGGUUCUGGUUCUUACUCAACCUAACCAAAGCAUCCUUUUACUUGGCAAAGUGGUCAACCCGAAGGAAAGGGAAGGUUCAUCUGCUUCCUCUUCAGCUUAGGUCCUUCCUCUAGAAAGCCAGAGCAGCCACCUACCCAUACCCACCUCCUGGGGGAGGGGAGAGCAAGGGUGGACCAGUGUACAGCUUGCUAUGAAUAAAG
This is a messenger RNA of Gracilinanus agilis (Agile Gracile Mouse Opossum), 1408 nucleotides long. RefSeq names its product serine protease inhibitor A3C-like. Gene Ontology annotation, molecular function: serine-type endopeptidase inhibitor activity. The transcript is spliced from 4 exons. The coding region runs from base 1 to 1308 and encodes 435 amino acids. The record is from RefSeq and is a predicted model, not a curated record. Gene Ontology annotation, biological process: negative regulation of endopeptidase activity. NCBI's taxonomy places the organism in Eukaryota, Metazoa, Chordata, Mammalia, Didelphimorphia, Didelphidae.